GAGUGAUAUACAGCCAAAGAGGGAGGGCAGCCACUUGGUGCACUCUUGUGGUUCUAGCAGGAGCGUCACAGCUGCUUGCUUUCUGACAGUGUGGCAUUGCUCUCAUAUAGCACACAGCGAAAAGUGCUCCAGACAAACAUUACAGUAUGUAUGAUUGGACUUCUUCUUUCAGAGGAAUAUGGGUUUGCCUCCUUUUUAAAAAGUUUUUCUAACUUCUUGAAUUUGUUAUUUUUUCACUAUCCUCUCCAGGGAUGUAUAAAACCAAGACAAAAUUAGCAAAAAAGGAUUGUUUUCGGGGUUUUAAUUUGGACAUUUUGGAUGCAUUGCAUUGACAAGACAACAUGUUGUCACCGGUGUUUGGAGACAUAGGAGACAGACAUACAUGUUUGGAUUAUCUGGACACUUACCAGUGAUACAUGAAAGCUGUGAAACAUGUCAGCGGGAGAUUUACAUUUGCUUGGAAUGAACAAAAACGCAAGGGUGUGACAUAGAGAGACCAAAUUGUUGUGUGUUUGACUUUAAAAAUGCUAUUACAAAAUUUUGUUUUUUACUCUUAAUGCAUGAAAAGUCAAUUUUACCUUUGUGUAUGUCUUUUCUUAUGAAGAUGGAUUUUAACUUGAGUAGCAUAGUGCUCUAUGCGGUCAACACCACUGUGACCCCCUUUCACAACAAUACAGGACCCUACCAUCCUGCAGCGGGACCCUGGAGUUUACUAUUGCUGGUGAUCAUCAUCAUGACCAUCGUGGUGGGCAACCUGCUGGUCAUCAUCGCUAUAGCACGCACAUCCCAGUUACAGACUAUGACUAACAUCUUCAUCAUGUCCCUGGCCUGUGCUGACCUCAUCAUGGGGGUCCUGGUGGUCCCUCUGGGGGCCACCAUCGUGGUGACGGGGAACUGGCAGCUGAGUGACAUCUCCUGCGAGCUCUGGACCUCCGUAGAUGUGCUCUGUGUCACGGCCAGCAUCGAGACUCUUUGCGUGAUUGCAGUGGACCGCUAUAUUGCUAUUACAAGGCCCCUCAGGCACAAGGUUCUGCUCAAUAAGUGGCGCGCCCGACUAAUAGUGUGUGUGGUGUGGAUUGUGUCUGCUCUGAUCUCUUUUGUGCCCAUCAUGAACCAGCUUUGGCGGGCAGAAGAGGACCCGGAGGCCUUGGUGUGCUAUCAGGACCCUGCCUGCUGUGACUUUAUGACCAACAGCACUUUUGCCAUUAUAUCCUCUGUAGUGUCAUUCUACAUCCCUUUGCUCAUAAUGAUAUUUGUCUAUGUCAAAGUCUUCCUCAUAGCCACACGACAGGUACAGCUCAUAGACAAGACCCGGCUGCGCUUCCAGAAUGAAUGGCCAGCGCCGACGACAACACAGCUGAGCAACCACAGUUGCAACAUUUUGCCCUUGGGCUAUGGUGGCAGUAGCAGCUGCACCAGCUCACCUCGCAAGAGAAGCUCCAGGCGAAGACCCUCACGACUAACCGUUGUCAAGGAGCACAAGGCCCUCAAGACCUUGGGCAUUAUCAUGGGCACCUUCACCCUCUGCUGGCUGCCUUUCUUUGUGGCUAACAUCAUCAACGUGUUUGACAGGAACGUGCCCCCGGGAGAGAUCUUCCGCCUGCUCAACUGGCUGGGCUACAUCAACUCUGGCCUCAACCCCAUAAUCUACUGCAGGAGCCCUGAGUUCCGCACUGCUUUCAAGAACUUGCUGGGCUGCCCCUGGUUUUCCACCCCACGAUUAAACACCUUAGGUGUCUACAAGGAGAAGCGGACGCACUGCCCCUGCUUCCUGGGUUCGCCUGAGGCAGCCAGCUCUUUCCAGAAGCCCCCUGCUGCUGCCAGGCCUGAGGGGGACGAGAGCCUGGCUAGCAGUCAGAGCAGCGACAAGAGUGAGGAGCCUUCCCCAGGACCCCCACACUUUAACGGCAACACACAGUUCAGUGAAUUCUCCAAACCAGAAAAUGAAUUGAAUUGGACGGGUGAAAAACUGACUUUCACAACUGACUGAGCAGAGAUUGGAAUGGCUGAGAUGACACUGCGAAAAGGAAAACCAAAGGAGAUGGCAGACGAGCUGGUCCUGGUGAAUAUGGGCAAGGAAGAUUGACUGAUGUCAAAACCCUGAGAAGGAGAACUGGACUGGGCAGUUUGGGUUGGCUGGUCUGGACUUUGGGAGUAGCACCAGUUUAAAGGUGCUAAUCACAAGACCUGAAGACCAACUGUGUUAACACACCACCCUGCCACAUGUAGGCCUGAGACUGUGAGGAUAGCUCACUGUUCACUGCAAUACAACAUCAAAUAAAUCAUCAUCAUUAACUGACUUAUCCUGGCAUUGGCUACCACCAACACGCUCACAGCAUACUGUGUACAAUAGGACAGACUCUUCCCUGACAACCAGAAAGGAUUUCAGUAGCUCUUAGGACGUGACGCAGUAAUACACAGUGAUGUAUGGUCAAAAGUGGGGAAUCAGAAUACAUUUUGUACAUUAUCUAAUGCUAAAUUAUUUAUUUAUUUAUUAUAUCUCAACUUUAUCUGUAAAUGCAAAACUUGUCAACUUAAUACAGGAAUAUUAUGCCAUAUGUCUUUACUGUCCAGUAAUGUCCAUAGUGUAGCAACAGGUUUUCUUUUCAGAUUUCAUAUCAUCAACCUCUUCACUGCCAAAUCAACCUAAUUAAAAACUGCAACUGAAAUAAGUGUUCUGAUCAAGGACAUUAACAUAUUAUUUUAUAAAUAGUGAUAUGUAACUAAAAUACAUAAAUUGCACAAAACAGUCAAUUAUGAAUGUAAGGCAAUGACUGCCAACUAAUCCAUGAAAACCUAAGAUGAUUUGAAGCAUCAGCCACACUAAAUUUACCAGCACACCUAUCAGGUGUACUGACCCACAGCCAAAUUACAUCAUUAUGGUGCUUCAUACACACAGCAGGACCAUCUGCAUCACUGAUUGCAGACAUUGCAUUGACCCAUAAGAUCUACUAACACUUCCUUGCAUCUCGUGCAGCAUAUUUGCUCAUAACUUAUUUAUUGUGUAUCAUUGUUGAUGCUAUAGGAUGUCAUAUGAGUACAAAAAUGUGUUAAUUUUUUAUUUUUAGACAGCAAUGAAGCAGUGAAUGAGUGUGAUGUAAUUUCCAAAAAUAACAUUAAUUCAAUAUUGGUAAGUUAAGUCAUUAUGAAUUCUGACAAUUGGUACCUCUACAAACCAUUCACUAAUCAUAUGACUGUACAACUGAAGUAAAUGACAAGGUUUCCAUGA
This is a messenger RNA of Oncorhynchus masou masou (cherry salmon), 3229 nucleotides long. RefSeq names its product beta-1 adrenergic receptor-like. Gene Ontology annotation, molecular function: beta3-adrenergic receptor activity; epinephrine binding. The coding region runs from base 557 to 1990 and encodes 477 amino acids. Lineage: Eukaryota; Metazoa; Chordata; Actinopteri; Salmoniformes; Salmonidae. The transcript is spliced from 2 exons. Gene Ontology annotation, cellular component: plasma membrane. The record is from RefSeq and is a predicted model, not a curated record. Gene Ontology annotation, biological process: norepinephrine-epinephrine-mediated vasodilation involved in regulation of systemic arterial blood pressure; adenylate cyclase-activating adrenergic receptor signaling pathway.